AUGUCGGCCACGACAACCACCGCGGCGGCCGAGGCGACCGGGGACAGAGCUCCAAAGCAGGGCGGUAUCUUUGAGGGCCUGAACCCGACUGUCUUCAAUCCAGCCGACCCAGUCAUACUCUUCAUUAUCCAGGCCACCAUCGUCAUUGCUCUGACGAGGCUGCUCUACUGGCCUCUGAGCAAGAUUAAGGAGCCGAGAGUCAUUGCAGAAGUGAUUACUGGCAUCUUGCUUGGCCCGUCAGUCUUCGGUCGUGUCCCUGGCUUCACCGAUGCCAUCUUCCCCAAGGAAGGCAUGGCGCCCUUCCGCCUCGCCGCCAACAUCGGUCUCAUUCUGUAUCUGUUUCUCGUCGGAAUGGAGAUCAAUCUGACCUACCUGCUACGCAAUUGGCGCACUGCAGUUGGCGUCGCAACCCUCGACAUGGCCAUCCCCUUCGGCUGUGGUGUCGCCCUGGCUUACGGCUUGUAUCACGAAUUCGGCGACGAUCCCGAGCUUGCGCCCAUCAGCUUUGGAGUCUUUGCGCUCUUCAUCGGUGUCGCCAUUGCUAUUACUGCUUUCCCUGUUCUUUGCCGCAUUUUGACGGCUCUAAAGCUGCUCAACACCAACGUGGGCGUCAUCGUCCUCACCUCCGGUAUCAUCAACGACGUUGUCGGCUGGGUGCUCCUCGCUCUCUGCGUUACCCUCGUCAAUUCCGGCGCUGGAGUAACUGCAGUCUACAUCCUUCUCGUCACUGUCGGCUACUCACUUUUCCUGGCCUACGCUGUUCGCCCAUGCUUCAUGUGGGUACUGCGCAAGACACAUAGUUUGGAGAAUGGCCCUACUGAGGCCGUCGUGGCGUUGACCAUCCUCAUGGUCUUUGCUUCUGCCUUCUUCACCAGCGUCAUCGGUGUUCACUCCAUUUUUGGGGCCUUCAUGGUCGGACUCAUGUGUCCUCACGAAGGAGGUUUUGCCAUCAAGCUCACUGAGAAGAUUGAGGAUCUCAUCUCGACCCUCUUUGUUCCCCUCUUCUUUGCGCUUUCGGGCAUCAACACCAACCUCUCGCUUCUUGACAGCGGCAUUACCUGGGGUUAUAUCGUCGCCGUCACCGUGACUGCCUUCUUCACCAAGCUCUUUGGCGGCACGAUGGGAGCUCGAUUGAACGGCCUGGUCUGGCGCGAAUCUGUCACCAUCGGAACGCUCAUGUCUUGCAAGGGACUCGUCGAGCUCAUCGUUCUCAACAUUGGUCUACAGGCAAAGAUUCUGAGCACUAGGACUUUCACCAUCUUUGUCGUAAUGGCCCUUGUUACCACUUUUCUCACGACCCCUCUCGUCAGCUGGCUUUAUCCGCCAUCGUACCAGCGUAAGCUGGAGCUGUGGAAGCAGGGCAAGAUUGAUUGGGAUGGGAACCCCUUGAAUCCGCCCGACGCGGAUGAGAGCGACGAGAGCGACAAGGAUGUUGCCAAUCGGGUACUUGUUUAUCUGCGAACUGAUGGAUUGUCCAGUCUUCUCUCUACCGUGUCGCUGUUCACUGCAGGCCAUGCCAAGCGCCCGUCAAUUGAAGGAGAAUCGCCGGCUCACGGUGAGAAGAGUGCUGUACCUGAAGGCCUCAUGUCUAACACUAGCACGGAUGCUCCCAAGCCUCUCCUUCGCAUUCAUGGAUGCCGUCUUGUCGGGCUGACUGAACGUAACUCUUCUGUCAUGAAGGUUUCCGAAAUUGAGGAAUUUGCCAGCCACGAUCCCAUCAUCAAGGCUUUCGGCACAUCCGCCAACAACACAACGCGGGACGUCGUCGUGUCUGGUCAGAUCUCGGUUGUUCCCGAAAACACCUUUGCAGACACCCUGGCGACCGAGGCUACCAAGCUCAAGAGUGAUCUCAUCCUGGUUCCUUGGAGUGAGACGGGCACUAUUUCCGAGCUGCCUUCUUUCUACAGCGCCUCGCGGGGAGACCCUCUCGCGAAUGGAGAUUUUACGCAACUCAUGGCCAACAUCUUUGAUCACGCGAAGCCCAUAGCUGCUGUCGGUCUUUUUAUUGACAGCACCCUUCUUGAUCCCACCGACAGCGACGUGCGACCAACCCGAGCCUUGUCCAGACAGAUUUCCGGCAUUAGCAAAUCCGACGUGCAAGAUCCGACCGCCAUCCGAUUCCAUUCUGCCGAAAGCCGUCGCAAGAAGUGCAUUCGCGUUCUGUACACUGGUAGCGAAGAUGAUGUCUACGCUUUCCGACUUGCGCUUCAAUUUGCCCAGAACGAGAACAUUGACGUCGAGAUUAUUUCCCUGCCCGACAAGGACGCUUCCGAGGACCUGCAUUUUAACCAGAUCAAAUCCACCAUCCCUGACUCCAUUGUCGAUCGCAUCAAUUUCACCGAGCUGUCGUCCGAGAGGACCGCUACCAUCGCUUCGAGUCUCCUAAGCUCUCAACCAGAGGACAAGCAGUCUACCAUCUUCAUCCUCGGUCGCUCGGUUACUGCUCUAGGUGGUGAUUCAUCUGGCUCCGGAUCGAGCAGCAUCCCCGGCACUCUUGGCUCCGUUCCCGCUAGCCUUGCCAACGAGAUCAAGAGGACAGCUACUUCCAACGUGAGCCUUCUGAUUGUGCAGGCAAAGCAGGCCGCGCCGGAGAGAACAGGGCUUAACAGGAAGCCCAGCACGGCCUCACAUGCUCACGUUCCCAACUAG
Fusarium keratoplasticum is the source of this 2649-nucleotide messenger RNA. Its product is annotated as Na-H-Exchanger domain-containing protein. Gene Ontology annotation, biological process: proton transmembrane transport. The coding region runs from base 1 to 2649 and encodes 882 amino acids. Lineage: Eukaryota; Fungi; Ascomycota; Sordariomycetes; Hypocreales; Nectriaceae. Gene Ontology annotation, cellular component: membrane. The record is from RefSeq and is a predicted model, not a curated record. The transcript is spliced from 2 exons. Gene Ontology annotation, molecular function: antiporter activity.